AUGAUGUUUAUCAUCGACAACUCCUCCGCGCCAUCCUGCCCAUCCACCGUAGACGGCGACCAUUACAUUCGUUGGAUCCAUACACUCUUUGGGGAUUGCGUAUACGGAUGGCAAGAUUCGUGCAGCGUGUUGCUUGGUUACUUGUCUAUCCUUUGUUGGCUCAAUGCUCAAUUGCCGCAAAUCAUCAAAAACUACCAGCUACAAGAUGCAUCAUCGCUUAGCUUUACGUUCCUUAUGACAUGGCUAAUUGCGGAUGUUGCGAACUUUAUUGGAUGCAUUCUAACGGGCCAACUUGAUUUCCAAUUGUACUUGGCGAUUUAUUUUACCUUGGUGGAUGCCAUGUUGUGUAUUCAAUGGGUCUACUAUGUGCGGUAUCCAAGGAACGGGUUGCGUUUGUGGCUCAAUAACAACAAUCAGCAUCAUAUUACGUCAUGUUCCCAAGAGCAAGAUCCAUUGUUGAAUACCGGAGUACAAGACAAAGCUGAUUCAUCAGCAUCAACCUAUGGUAAUAACAGCAACAAUAACAACGAGGGUGGCAAUUAUCAGGCAAUAUCAUCACAAGAGGACAUUGGUGGUAGCAGCAGCAGUGGCAGUGGUAGCAGUAAACGUGGUGAUGCAGUGAGAGCAUUGUUCAUGGUGGGUUAUCUCGUGUCACUCAGGGGCGUGUCACCUGCUGACGCACAGUCGUCGUUUACAACAAUCCCAUCACACGAUCUUGUGUUCUCUUCAUGGGAUACCGACCUUUGGAUUGGCCGAUUCUUUGGUUGGCUUUGCGCUUUCUUAUAUCUUAGUUCACGCGUGCCCCAGAUGUAUCGCAACUUUCGGCGUCGUUCCGCACAAGGGUUAUCAAUGGCUUUGUUUUUAUGUGCAGCCGCUGGUAACCUUACGUAUACUCUUGGCAUCCUCUUGAACCCCAAUCAAAACCGCCAAACUAUGCUAGAAGCGAUUCCAUACAUCCUUGGUAGCGCUGGCACUCUUGUAUUCGAUGUGACCAUUUACAUCCAACAUGCCGUUUACAGCAGGCAUACCGAGGAAAAGACAUACCCACAACAUCAUCAACAGCAUCACCAUCAGUACGAUGAGGAGUAG
Molecule: messenger RNA, 1089 nt
Organism: Lichtheimia ornata
Lineage: Eukaryota; Fungi; Mucoromycota; Mucoromycetes; Mucorales; Lichtheimiaceae
Exons: 4
Coding region: 1-1089 (362 amino acids)
Source: RefSeq, a predicted model, not a curated record